Xiphophorus maculatus (southern platyfish) is the source of this 1787-nucleotide messenger RNA. It is a transcript of the gene wfikkn2b, whose product is annotated as WAP, Kazal, immunoglobulin, Kunitz and NTR domain-containing protein 2-like. Lineage: Eukaryota; Metazoa; Chordata; Actinopteri; Cyprinodontiformes; Poeciliidae. Bases 1 to 1728 code for a protein of 575 amino acids. Gene Ontology annotation, molecular function: protein binding; serine-type endopeptidase inhibitor activity. The record is from RefSeq and is a predicted model, not a curated record. The transcript has 2 exons. Gene Ontology annotation, cellular component: extracellular region.
AUGCGCUGGAUGCUGUUUCCACGGUGGAUCUGGUUCCUGGCGUGCGCGUCCGCGCGGAUGGAGCUCGGCGGCGCAGCUCUGCCCAGUGUCACCUCCUCGCACGCGGGCAUCUGCCCCAAUGAGAUGAACCCCAAACUGUGGGUGGAUGCCAUGAGCACCUGCACGCGGGAAUGUGAAUCAGAUGAGGAGUGUGAGUCCUUUGAAAAGUGUUGCCAAAAUGUCUGUGGGAACCACAGUUGCGUUGCUGCCCGCUACGUGGAUGGGAAGAAGGGCCCUGUGGGAAUGCCCAGGGAAGCAUCGUGUGCCAACUUCAUGUGCACCCAGCAGGGCUCCGAGUGUAUCAUCUGGGACGGCCAGCCCGUGUGUAAAUGCCGGGACCGUUGCGAGAAGGAGCCGAACUUCACCUGCGCCUCAGAUGGCAUGACUUACUACAACAAGUGUUUCAUGGAUGCAGAGGCGUGUUCUAAGGGCAUCACCCUCUCAGUUGUCACAUGUCGAUUCCACCUCACCAACACGAGCCCUUCGCUUCCCCAGGUGACCACGCUUCGUCCUACGACCGCCCCCUUUCAGCCCACCGUCCCGCUACAGAUGGAACCUGAACAACCUGUGUUGGUCACCAGCCCCGUUCAUCAGACCGUAAACGUGGGCGAAAUAGCCAGCUUCCUGUGCGAUGUCACCGGUCAACCCCGGCCUCAGAUCACGUGGGAGAAGUGGCUGCCCUUGGGAGUCGUGAGGGUGAUAAUGAGGCCCAAUAAUGUGUUGGGGAACAUGGUGGUCACAAACAUCGGCCAGCUGGUCAUCUAUAACGCCCGGCUGCAAGAUUCUGGGGUCUAUACCUGCAUGGCUUGGAACCCAUCUGGUUCAGUCCAGGUCCACCACCAGCUCACUGUGCUCUCAGCAGAGGUGUUCAGCACUCUGGGGCCCAAGAACCUGACUCGCUGCCUCCCUGAAGAAUGCCAAAACCCCUUUGACAGCCAGGAGGACUGUGGAACGGAGCUGGAGAAAGUCAGCUGGUAUUACGAGCCCAAAUCCAACAACUGCUUUCCCUUCAGACACUGCCACAGCAGCAAUGACCAGCCGCCCAGAAAGGUGUUUGACACGUACGAGGGUUGCAUACGGUGCUGUGGACCGGAGCUGUCCAGGCCCUGCGGACUGCCCGCCCUGCAGGGCCGCUGUAAGGCCUAUGAGCCCCGGUGGGCGUACAGUACCACCAUGGGCGAGUGUCAGCCCUUCGUCUACGGAGGCUGUGAGGGAAAUGACAACAACUUUGAGUCAAAAGAGCUCUGCGAGGAGAUGUGCCCCUUCCCAAAAAACCACCGCUGCAAAGCUUGCAAGCUGAGAGGCAAGAUGGUGACUAGCUUCUGUAGGAGCGACUUUGUGGUCUUGGGCCGCAUGACGGACAUUAUGCAAGAGAAAGACUCAGGCCACGCCCUCUUGACUGUGGAGGAGAUCUUUAAGGACGAGAAGAUGGGUUUGCACUUCCUCGGCAAAGAACCUCUCGAAGUCACUUUCCUCAACAUGGACUGGAACUGCCCAUGCCCAAACAUAACGGGCGCGGCCGCGGAAGGUCAGGUCAUCAUCAUGGGCAACGUCAGCGAAGGAAUGGCCGUCCUCCAGCCCGAAAGCUACGUGGGCGCCUCCAGUCCCCGUCGGGUACGGAAACUGAAAGAGGUCAUCUCGAAGAACACCUGCGACAUCCUCAAAGCAAUCGCCAACAGCCCUCAGUAGGUUUCUCACUGCACAAACGUAGACUUGACAAAACUGAACAAACUGUUGUGAGCUCGACC